AUGGAGGCAGAGAACGAUGAGGCCACUAAGGGACAUGACAAUACGUUUAGCUUACAUAGUAUUUUAUUCAUCGUCCAAGUCUCAGCCGGCCUAGCCUUCGCCGGUUACUGCGGUUACCCGGCGAUUGUAAAUGUACUUGAAGGAUUCAUACUUUGGUUCGAUUGGUUCCGUUUGGUUCUAAGAAACCUUUUCUUCAUUUUCAUCAUCCUUAACGCUCUCAUCGGCUCCAUAUACUUUACUUUCCUCAAAGCCACCGAGAAAAAGAAACCGAGUCUCCGUGAUGAAUAUAUCACCGCCGUACCAUCCGACGUCCGUUCUUCGCCGGAGCAGUCUUUUUCCCCGAUGGAGGUUGGACAUUAUAAUAACUCUUGUUACCAGGAGAGUGUGCAGCCGUUUCAAGCGGUUAAUACGGUUGAGGAGAGUAGCCGUUAUGAACGUGUGGUGAUGGAGACGAACUCCAAGAGUUACAAGAGGAUGAUAAGCUCGGAGAAGAAGAUGAAGAAGACGAGGUCGUCGACGGUGGAGUGUCAUCAAAGGAUGGAAUCGGAGAGAGUGAUGAAAACGGCGUCGUGCAGGUCGUCGCGGGACAUGAUGGAUGAGUUGAGCAGCGAGGAGUUUCGUAUGAAGAUUGAGACUUUUAUCAUGGAGACGAAGAUGAUGUAUCACUGGCAAAACGGCGUCGUUGAUCACCGGCAAAACGGUGGCCCUCAGCUGCAAUACGGCGACGCUGACCAGUGUCAACACGGUGUUCCUCAGUUGCAAAACGGCGUCCCUUAUCACUGGAAAUACGGUUUCCCUCAGUUUCAAAACGGCGGCGUUCACCAGUGGCAAAACGGUUUCCCUCAGUUGCAAAACGGAGGCGUUCACCAUUGGCAAAACGGUUAUCCUCAGUUGCAAGGGCAGCCUGAUUACGAUGGGACUGGUCGUAGGCUCGUGGGUGGUCCUGGCUGUACUAGUAGUCAUGGUCCGCACUUGGCUAUUUUGGAUUAG
Brassica oleracea var. oleracea is the source of this 990-nucleotide messenger RNA. RefSeq lists its product as uncharacterized. The transcript has a single exon. Bases 1 to 990 code for a protein of 329 amino acids. The record is from RefSeq and is a predicted model, not a curated record. Lineage: Eukaryota; Viridiplantae; Streptophyta; Magnoliopsida; Brassicales; Brassicaceae.